GUGUGUCACCUCAACACCUUCUGAAUCUCCAGAGCGAAGCGUACUGUGUACAGGAUUCUAACUCAGAAGGGCCAUGGAGCAAUAUACAACAAACAGCAAUAGUUCUACAGAGCAGAUUGUUGUGCAGGCUGGGCAGAUCCAGCAGCAGCAGCAGGGUGGUGUCACUGCUGUCCAGCUGCAGACUGAGGCUCAGGUGGCAUCCGCCUCAGGCCAGCAAGUCCAGACCCUCCAGGUAGUCCAGGGGCAGCCAUUAAUGGUCCAAGUCAGUGGAGGCCAGUUGAUUACAUCAACUGGUCAACCCAUCAUGGUCCAGGCCGUCCCUGGUGGACAAGGCCAGACCAUCAUGCAAGUACCUGUAUCUGGUACACAGGGUUUGCAGCAGAUACAGUUGGUCCCACCAGGGCAGAUACAGAUCCAAGGUGGACAGGCUGUGCAGGUGCAGGGCCAGCAGGGCCAGACCCAGCAGAUCAUUAUCCAGCAGCCCCAGACAGCUGUCACCGCUGGCCAGACCCAGACACAACAGCAGAUUGCUGUCCAGGGGCAACAAGUAGCACAGACUGCUGAAGGACAGACCAUUGUCUAUCAGCCAGUUAAUGCAGAUGGCACCAUUCUCCAGCAAGUUACAGUCCCUGUUUCAGGCAUGAUCACCAUCCCAGCAGCCAGUUUGGCAGGAGCACAGAUUGUUCAGACAGGAGCCAACACCAACACAACCAGCAGUGGGCAAGGGACUGUCACUGUGACACUACCAGUGGCAGGCAACGUGGUCAAUUCAGGUGGAAUGGUCAUGAUGGUACCUGGAGCUGGCUCUGUUCCCGCUAUCCAAAGAAUCCCUCUGCCUGGAGCAGAGAUGCUUGAAGAAGAGCCACUCUAUGUGAAUGCAAAACAGUACCACCGCAUCCUUAAGAGAAGGCAAGCCCGGGCUAAGCUGGAAGCAGAAGGGAAAAUCCCAAAGGAGAGAAGGAAAUACCUGCAUGAGUCCCGGCACCGUCAUGCCAUGGCUCGGAAGCGUGGGGAAGGUGGGCGGUUUUUCUCCCCAAAAGAAAAGGACAGUCCCCAUAUGCAGGAUCCAAGCCAAGCUGAUGAAGAAGCAAUGACACAGAUCAUCCGGGUGUCCUAACCUUGGGCCAAGGGUUAUAUUCCUCGCACUGUUUCCCUCUGUUCAGGAAAUUGAUCGACUCUUCCAGUGGGACACUGGCAGUCACACUCUGCCCUUUGCUACAGGACAGAAAACCACUUAGAUUUUAAGUGGCUCAGUGUUAUAAUUGCCGUGGGGCCUGGCAAAUUGAAGUUGCAAACCUUUGUCUCACCUUUUCGGUCAGGACCUGUUUCAUACUGUUGAGGAUACUGACAUUUGGUGGAUUCGGGGUGAUACAAGGAGACACUUGCCAGCCCAGCAGUACACAAGCACUUAACGUAGACUGGAGAAGCCAGACAGCCAUCUCAGCAGGAAGAGCAUCCUUCUCAACUUGAAGUACAGUCAGGGAAGCGGAAUCCCGCUCCUUCCCAUGGAUUGCAGUGUUCAUCCUCUGAUGGGCAUCUCAGGCUGACUGCCUCAGUGGACGCUUUGUAUUUAGAGAUGGCAUGGACGUUCCAUAUUAUGAUAUAGAAACAAUAAAUUCUCUGAGAUACUGUCAUCUAA
Dipodomys ordii (Ord's kangaroo rat) is the source of this 1639-nucleotide messenger RNA. It is a transcript of the gene Nfya, whose product is annotated as nuclear transcription factor Y, alpha. Gene Ontology annotation, biological process: regulation of transcription by RNA polymerase II. Gene Ontology annotation, molecular function: RNA polymerase II cis-regulatory region sequence-specific DNA binding; DNA-binding transcription factor activity, RNA polymerase II-specific. The transcript is spliced from 9 exons. Gene Ontology annotation, cellular component: CCAAT-binding factor complex. The coding region runs from base 74 to 1117 and encodes 347 amino acids. NCBI's taxonomy places the organism in Eukaryota, Metazoa, Chordata, Mammalia, Rodentia, Heteromyidae. The record is from RefSeq and is a predicted model, not a curated record.